AUGUCUUUGCCCGCUGCUGAAGUGGCAGCCGACUUUCGAGAUGCGCUUCAAGACCUGAGGAUGAACAGUCGACCAGAGAUCAGCAAUCUAACCCUUAUCGCCAAGGAGAACACAGAGUACGCCCAAGCCAUAUCAACCGAACUCGAGCAGCACAUCAAGUCGACACGCCCAGAAUUCAAGCUUCCGGCUCUGUACGUGCUCGACUCAAUCGUCAAGAACGUCGGCACGCCUUAUACAGUCUACCUUGGUCGUAACAUGUAUAGAACGUUCAUGGACGCUUACCUAGUCAUGGAUCAAGGCACCCGCAAGGCCAUGGAAGGACUGCUGAGAACAUGGAAACAGCCAGUGCCAGAGUCCUUGGAUAACCGCCCUGUGUUCCCAGCAGACGUGACACAGGACAUUGAAAAUGCACUCGCUAAGAUGCGUAAUGCUAUUCAACAACAGGUUCAACGCCCAGCGCAUGCGCUUCCAGCUCGACCACCCACCACAGUAGCUUGGAGAGACACUGCGACUCCGCCACAGAACAUGGCGCGAUAUGCAGCACCAAACGACCCGCGUGCUCGACCUUACGGGCCUCCGAUGCAUGGAAACGGCCCUCCAGUGCAUUAUCAGUCUCCGCAGCAGCAAUCAGCACCCAUGUCGUCAAAUGACCUCGCUGAUUUGAAAGCCGAGAUCGCACAACUGAUCAGCACUACGCAGGCCAGAUUCGCAACGAACUUCAAUGAUCCGUCUCUUCGUAAGACGCUGGAGGCACUACUCGGGUUGAAGCACAUCCUAGACACCCAGACGCUCCCUCCGCAGCAAUUGGACGCUGUCCCGCCAGCACCGGCGCCGACUGGGACGCCCACUGCCAAUCUUGCUGCCCUGCUUGCUCAGUUCAGCAAGCCUGGGGCCACACCACCAGUUUCUCAGGCGACACCUGUGCAAAGCACGCCCGUUCCACAACUGCCUCCUCAGCCGCCGGCCGCAUCUGCUGCCCUCGGUAGUGCUGAUUGGCUUCUCAAAGCCCUGAGCAGUGGUCAGGGUCUGCCAUUCAAUCUAAAUGGAGGUCCUAUGGCGGCACAACCUAUGUCGCGCCAGACAUCGGCUCCUACAAACGUCUUGGACCAGAUCGAGCUCACCACUGCAUCAAUGAAGAAGCCACGAUUCCAUCUUAUUUCUCGUCUCUACGAAGCUAAGCCUAACAUAUGUGCAACUUGCGGUAGGCGGUUCGAUGCUACUGCAGAGGGCAAGGAGAAGAAGGCUCGCCAUAUGGAUUGGCAUUUCAAAGUCAAGGAUCCUGAUGCGAACAAGCGUGGUGUGCACCGGAGUUGGUACAUUGGUGAGAAGGAGUGGAUCGACUACAGGGAAGUAGACGAGACGGCUCCUCCGCAUGAGAGCACUGCCGCUGCCGCCGCAAACAAGCCCAAGAAGCAGGCGAAGGACCGCUACAUCAGCGUGCCCCAAGAUCCUGUUCUACAGCAAGCACCGUGUCCCAUCUGCCAAGAGAAGUUCGAGACGCAGUGGAAUGUUGACGCCAACGACUUCGUGUGGAUGGAUGCACUGCAAGUUGGUGGCAAGGUCUACCACGCUACAUGUUUCGAAGAGUACAGUAAGGGUGCUGGUAUCCCGAUGCCAGGCACGCCUGACUCAGUGCUUGGAAAGAGGAAGGCGGACUUGGGAGGAGAACUAGAAGGCAAGAAAAUCAGGGCGUUUUGA
Messenger RNA from Parastagonospora nodorum SN15, 1698 nucleotides. RefSeq lists its product as hypothetical. Gene Ontology annotation, biological process: termination of RNA polymerase II transcription. The coding region runs from base 1 to 1698 and encodes 565 amino acids. Gene Ontology annotation, cellular component: cytoplasm; mRNA cleavage factor complex. The record is from RefSeq and is a predicted model, not a curated record. NCBI's taxonomy places the organism in Eukaryota, Fungi, Ascomycota, Dothideomycetes, Pleosporales, Phaeosphaeriaceae. The transcript is spliced from 4 exons. Gene Ontology annotation, molecular function: RNA polymerase II complex binding; mRNA binding.